Molecule: messenger RNA, 396 nt
Organism: Caenorhabditis briggsae
Lineage: Eukaryota; Metazoa; Nematoda; Chromadorea; Rhabditida; Rhabditidae
Exons: 4
Coding region: 1-396 (131 amino acids)
Source: RefSeq, a predicted model, not a curated record
AUGACAGUUGUCGGAGUUCCCGGUACUGAAUGCCUGUUUGGUGGAAUAUGCUCUGGCGGUUCGAUUUGUAUAGAUGUUCUUUGUUUAUGUGUUGAUGGGGAACGCGAGUUCGAAGGACAAUGUGUUGAGAAGUCUGUGUAUGACUCAAGAAUUAAAGAAUCUGAAUCCUUUCAAGAUGACAAACUUGAACAGCUGCCAGCAAUUGGUCUAGCUGGACAUCCGUGUGGUCAGGGUGGCGUAUGUAGACCGUCUACAAAAUGUAUCGAAGGAACGUGCAAGUGUAGACAGGGUUAUAAUCCAUCGUUUGGAGAGUGUGUCCGUGAUUUGAAUGUUCCUCGUCACAUUCCACGUGCCUUCAUUCCAAACCACAGGUCCAUUUUGCGAUUUCCGUCUUGA